AUGUUUGGUGUCAGUCCAGCUGUUAGUAACAUUGUUAUCAUGUUAGUCAUGAUGCAAGUUUCAAGAAGAUUAGAUUUAGAAAACCCAGAUAUCUUAUUCUAUGUUAGAGUCAUUUACGGUUCAUUACAAGCUUUAACUUUCUUUGUAUUCUUCUUAACUAGAUUAAAGAUCAAUUCAAAGAAUGAUUUAACUACUUUAAAAUAUGUUGAACCAGCUAACCCAAUGAGUGGUGAAACUGCCCCAAGAGCUGUUGUUACCACCGUUAAAGAAUAUGAUUUAAAACAAAUUGAUACUCAAAUCAGAGGUAUUUUCCAAUCUUUAGCUAUGAUGGGUUUCAUGCAUUUAUAUUUAAAAUAUACCAAUCCUUUGGUUAUGCAAUCCAUUUCUGGUAUUAAAGGUGCUUUAGAAUCAAACAUCGUUCAAAUUCAUUUAUUUGGUGCUCCAGCUACUGGUGAUUUAAAGAGACCUUUCAAAGCUGCUCCAGGUUUAUUACAAGCUUUAACCGGUGCUGGUGAAAUCCAAACCGAUAAAGCUUCUGUUGAAAAAGCUGAAGUAAGUGGUGCCGGUGGUAUCAAAGAAGAUUAG
Yamadazyma jaroonii is the source of this 585-nucleotide messenger RNA. The record is from the annotation of a GenBank genome assembly. NCBI's taxonomy places the organism in Eukaryota, Fungi, Ascomycota, Pichiomycetes, Serinales, Debaryomycetaceae.